Apaloderma vittatum (bar-tailed trogon) is the source of this 2622-nucleotide messenger RNA. It is a transcript of the gene CCDC39, whose product is annotated as coiled-coil domain containing 39. Gene Ontology annotation, biological process: cilium movement; cilium-dependent cell motility; inner dynein arm assembly. The transcript has 18 exons. Gene Ontology annotation, cellular component: axoneme. Lineage: Eukaryota; Metazoa; Chordata; Aves; Trogoniformes; Trogonidae. The annotation marks the transcript as partial. The record is from RefSeq and is a predicted model, not a curated record.
UCUCUUUACAAAGCCAGAGAGAGUGAAAUUGAAACUGAACAACACUUUCAAGCCCUUGCCGAGAGAGAACGUGGACAUCUCAAAAGUGAAAUUAAACGAAUGGAAGAUGAGAUAGCUUCCUUAAGAGAAAAGAAAAACAAUCAAGAAAAUGCUAUAAACAAAACCACUAAGAAGUUGGAAGACUUAAAAAAACAAAUGAACUGUGAUGAGGAAGUUCUGGAGAGCUGGAUAAAAGAGUCGAAUCGUAAAGAUAAUGAUGCUAUCACAAUCCAGAAGUAUGCACAACAAGACGAAGGGAAACUAGGAGCAUUAACCCUUCAAGUAGAAAAGUUGACCAUGCAAGCAAAUCAGAAGCGCAGAGCUCUUGAUAAUGAGUUUACAGAAACUGUAACAGCUCAGAUAGAGCUUGACAAGACAGCCGAAGACUUUCGCAGAGUGCAUCAGGAGAGGCAAGAAGUCAUCAGGCAGUGGGAGAAUGCAAUACAGCAGAUGCAGAAAAGAGAUCAACAGAUCGAUCACUGUGCCUUGCUAAUAGCAGACAUAAAACAGGAGAUCAGAAAGAAAGAAAUUGUGCUGGAAGAGAAGACUUCUUUUUUGGUAAAUGAAACACUUAAUAAUAUGGAAUGCGAAAAGAGAAUUUCUUCUGCUGAACGGGAAGCUACCAUCCUCCGAAAUGAGUAUCAAACCCAGGAUACUUACAGGGUUCAGCUGCAGGAUGAGCUGGAUGCUUUGAAAUCUACUGUAGACAGAACUGCUUCUGAUCUAGAGUCACUGAGAGCACAAGUAACCAAUAUGAAGAAAGAAAUUCAGAAAAAAGAAGCCAGAUUAAGCAUUCUUAAUGAAAAAAAUGCAAGUCUUUCCAAUAAGCUGAAGCUUGUGACUGAGGAGACACUCAGCUCAGAAGACAAAGCUUUGAGGAUGGCAGAAAUGCUAAAGGAAGAAGAAAAAGUUGUCAAGGAAAAAGAAACAGAAGUGAACCACUUAAAAGAACUGCUUUUCAAGAAGACUCAAGAGUUAAAGGUGCAGAAGGAUAAGGAGAAGUGUGCUCUAGCAGAAAUUGAGGGAAGUCGAGCAUUGCUUAAAAAUCUUAAGAGUCAACUGCACAGACUUGAUGCAGACGCAUUAAAACAACAAGAAUUAAUUUAUAACCAGGAUUUUUAUAUUCAGCAAGUACAGAGACGGCUGUCACGGUUAGAAGGGGAAGUUAAUGCAGAUGAAAAACAAGUUUUGGAAGCAAAAGUUGCUGAACUUCAGAAAAGCUUAGAAGAAAAGAAAAACGCAUACGAUGUUUUACACGCCCAGCACAAGAAACUUCAGAAUGACAUCCAUUUCAUCAAGAGAGCAAUGGAUAAGACAAGAGAAGAAACAAGUGGUAUAAUGAUCAAGAUAAACGAACUAAACCUUUUCAAUGAGAGAUCAGAUCAGGAGUUAAAAAAAGCUAAAGCCAUUAAGCAGGAAUUGAUGGUUGAAGAUAACCUCUUAAAACUAGAAUUGAACCGUCUUCAAGAUACUCUGUGUAAUAAGACAGAAAAAGUUCUAACACUGGAAAAACAGAAAAUGGCAUUAAAGAAAGCCAUAGCAGAAAGGACUGAGGAAAUUAAGAUUCACAAGGCCAUGCUGGAUUCCCAGAUGAGACUUGUGGAACAGGAACGGCAACGCGCAAGUGCCGAAUUCCAAGAUCGUCUAAACAAAAUUGAUAAACUGAGAUGCAGAUACGAAAUUCUUACGUUUGCCACAAUGCCACCUGAAGGAGAAGAGGAAAAAACUCAGACCUACUAUGUAAUUAAGGCUGCACAAGAAAAGGAAGCACUUCGACGUGAAGGCGAUGAUUUAGAUGCAAAGAUCUGCAAAGCUGAAAAAGAAAUGGUAGCCCUGGAAAACACUUUGCGUGUACUUAAUAACUGCAACAGCAAUUACCGAAACUCUUUCAAGGAAGUCACCGAGACAAGUGAGGAAUAUGAGGAAAAACUGAAACUAGAGGAGGAGAAAAGGGCUGCUGAUGAGAACUACAGAUGCAAACAAAGACAGAUCAAGGAACUUGAAAAAAAUCUCCAGAGUAUGGAAAAAGACUUUGAUAUAGUACUGAAGCAGGAGGCCCUCUUCCAAGAGCAAAAGAAGGAAAAACAAGCUGUUAUUUUGCAGCUGAACAAAGACAUAGAAAAACAGAAGCCAAAACUAGAACGGAUUAUAAAACAGUGUUCCAGACUAUCCAGAGAAAUUCAAUCUCUGAAGAAAACUGGAACAAAAACACAGGAAGAAAGAGACAUUGAUCUUCGUGAACUGAAAAACUUCAGCGGAACCAUCGACAAAUUGUUAGCUGAUGUUCUAAAAGCAAAUCCUGAUUUAACUACACCCUUCCAAACGUACUUUCACCAGUCCAAUUUAGAGCUUCCUACAAUUGCUUCUGCUGGUAGUAGUCAAAGUUCUCAAUCACCAUCUGCACAAAGCUCGCUAGCUUCUACCAGAUCCUCCAGAAGCACAAGUUCAGGCUCUAGUGAGUCUGUAUCACUCAAGGUCAUAGAUCUGCACUUGCCUAUCACCGCUCCUGCAGAAGCAGCUGGUUCACAGCCAUCCCGCAGAGACAGCACCUCUGCUACUUGUAAAUACAAACACAAGUCUUAA